CGCGGGUCUGGGCGAGUGUGGCGUCUGGUUGUGCUUAAGGAGUUUCCAGUGAGGGCUUUCGAAUUUAUCGAUUGAGCUCGUGGCUGUGCAGGCACAACAUCUGCACAGAUAAGAUGGGAGAGGAGGCCAGUGAUGACAAGAAGCCAACAACUAAAUUUGAACUAGAGCGAGAAACAGAACUUCGCUUUGAGGUGGAGGCAUCUCAGUCAGUUCAGUUGGAGUUGCUGGCUGGCAUGGCAGAGAUCUUUGGCACAGAGCUGACCCGAAACAAGAAAUUCACUUUUGAUGCUGGUGCCAAGGUGGCUGUUUUCACUUGGCAUGGUUGUUCUCUGCAACUGAGUGGCCGCACCGAGGUGGCUUAUGUCUCGAAAGACACUCCUAUGUUGCUUUACCUCAACACUCACACAGCCUUGGAGCAGAUGAGGAGGCAGGCAGAAAAGGAAGAAGAGCGAGGCCCCCGAGUGAUGGUAGUGGGCCCCACUGAUGUGGGCAAGUCCACAGUGUGUCGCUUACUGCUCAACUAUGCAGUGCGUUUGGGCCGUCGUCCCACUUAUGUGGAGCUAGAUGUGGGCCAGGGCUCCGUGUCCAUCCCUGGGACCAUGGGGGCCCUCUACAUUGAGCGGCCAGCAGAUGUGGAAGAGGGUUUUUCCAUCCAGGCCCCUCUGGUGUAUCAUUUUGGUUCCACCACUCCGGGUACCAACAUCAAGCUUUAUAAUAAGAUUACAUCCCGUUUAGCAGAUGUGUUCAACCAGAGGUGUGAGGUGAACAGGAGGGCAUCUGUGAGUGGCUGUGUCAUUAACACCUGUGGUUGGGUCAAGGGAUCUGGUUACCAGGCCCUGGUGCAUGCAGCUUCAGCUUUUGAGGUAGAUGUCGUUGUGGUUCUGGAUCAAGAACGACUGUACAAUGAACUAAAGCGGGACCUGCCUCAUUUUGUACGCACUGUGUUGCUCCCUAAAUCAGGGGGUGUGGUAGAGCGCUCCAAGGACUUCCGGCGGGAAUGCAGGGAUGAACGCAUCCGUGAGUAUUUCUAUGGAUUCCGAGGCUGUUUCUAUCCCCAUGCCUUCAAUGUCAAAUUUUCAGAUGUGAAAAUCUACAAAGUUGGGGCACCCACUAUCCCAGACUCUUGCUUGCCUUUGGGCAUGUCUCAGGAGGACAAUCAGCUCAAGCUAGUACCUGUCACCCCUGGCCGAGAUAUGGUGCACCAUCUAUUGAGUGUUAGUACUGCUGAGGGUACAGAGGAAAACCUUUCUGAGACAAGUGUGGCUGGCUUCAUUGUGGUGACGAGUGUGGACCUGGAGCACCAGGUGUUUACUGUCCUAUCUCCAGCCCCCCGCCCACUGCCUAAGAACUUCCUUCUCAUCAUGGAUAUCCGGUUCAUGGAUCUUAAGUAGAUAUCUGCAGGAAGCCUUGCUGCCUGGGGCAUCACAACCUCUGGCCCUCACUAAAGGCAGAUGGACUGAUAAUAUGAGAAUAUGUUGAUUCCAGCUGACCAGAAAACUGUGGACUAGCGGAAAACAUACAUAUACACACCUCUAAAAAUGAUUUUUCUAACCUUGAUCAAAAAGAAAAAACAUGAGACUAUAAUUGGUUUUUUAGAUUACCUAAGAUGCCAUUUUGAAUUCCAUUUCUUUCACUGUGCUACUAUGUGGGUUUUUAAAAUCACUACUUCAUAUUCCAUAUGUAGUACUUGGUAUCUCAUUUAUCCAGGGUAAAAAUGUGAUUUAAAAGAGCUCCUUCCAAUAAAGUUCAAACUUGAAAAAAAUUAUUUUAAUAAAUGUUUUUGCCGUUAUCAUA
Otolemur garnettii (small-eared galago) is the source of this 1794-nucleotide messenger RNA. RefSeq names its product cleavage and polyadenylation factor I subunit 1 (gene CLP1). NCBI's taxonomy places the organism in Eukaryota, Metazoa, Chordata, Mammalia, Primates, Galagidae. Gene Ontology annotation, molecular function: polynucleotide 5'-hydroxyl-kinase activity. Gene Ontology annotation, cellular component: nucleus; mRNA cleavage factor complex. Bases 114 to 1391 code for a protein of 425 amino acids. The transcript is spliced from 3 exons. The record is from RefSeq and is a predicted model, not a curated record. Gene Ontology annotation, biological process: tRNA splicing, via endonucleolytic cleavage and ligation.